This is a messenger RNA of Necator americanus (New World hookworm), 324 nucleotides long. RefSeq lists its product as uncharacterized. The record is from RefSeq and is a predicted model, not a curated record. Lineage: Eukaryota; Metazoa; Nematoda; Chromadorea; Rhabditida; Ancylostomatidae. The transcript has a single exon. Bases 1 to 324 code for a protein of 107 amino acids.
AUGGAAAAUGAAUUGAAGCAGGAACUGAAUAGAAGGAUGAGACCAGCAUCGAUAGCAUUCGUACCCGUCAGGGAAACUACUGACCAGCUGACGGACCAACAUCCCCGUGCCCAUCUCUUUGACCCGACAGUUUUUCCAGCGCUCUGUUACACAGCGGAGACGUGGGCUGACAUCGCUGCCACAUCUAGGAAACUACUCACUACCUACAAAGCCCUUGAGAAAUGUCUUUUGAAGUGUAACCAGCGCACACAAGAGCCAGCUUUCGCAGCUCCGACUUACAAGCAGUGUCCCAUCUUCGCGACCCAUGUCGAAAGCAAAGCAUAG